GAAUAUGCAGCGUCUGCACGUUUAGUACUGAUUAAAUUGUUAAUGAUCCUUGGCAUUGCUUCUGUUAAUGCCGGCCUUCUUGAAACUCAUCAUGUCGUCCACGAACCGGUUUUGACUAAAGUUGGAUCAGUUGUUCAGAGUGUGCCUUCCGCCGUAUCGCAUCAAAGUUUUACCCGCAUUCAUAAUCGAGCUGAAGUCUCUCAUAUAGUUGCUCCUGCAGUUCGGACUACGGUUCUUACAUCGCCCAGCUUAGUUAACUCAGUAGAAACGGUACCCGUUGUCAAAACAAUUGAGCAUGUGGUGCCGGCCGUUAAAACUGUUGAUAUUGAACAACCUCAUGCCACGCUACCAGUUGUCCAUACUGCUCCAUUUAUUAAAUCUCUUAUUCCAGUAACUACUUACGCUCUCCACCAUUAGGACACUUUUAAACGAAAAGUAUUAUAUAAUUUUGCAUUUAAUUUUUUUUUUUUUAUUCUUAAAAUAUUAAUAAAAUUUUCAUUGAAAAAUUUAAAUUGCAUGCCUUUCAAGCAUUGUUAUAAGCGCUUUUGCGUUUUUUCACUUAUCCCAGCAAAAUAAUGCAAAAAUAGCGUAAGUAACAAUUUUAUAUAGAAAUAAGCAAAAAUCUAGUAAAGUAUCAGUAGUGUAGCCUAGGGUCUAAAGAUAUUCAUACGGAAAGCUUGACAAUUAGUUCGACAUACAAUUUUUGGGUCAGACUACUUGAAGACCAUAAGUGAUGUACAUAGGCAAAAUAGACAUAU
This is a messenger RNA of Glossina fuscipes, 758 nucleotides long. Its product is annotated as retinin-like. Bases 43 to 417 code for a protein of 124 amino acids. The transcript is spliced from 2 exons. The record is from RefSeq and is a predicted model, not a curated record. NCBI's taxonomy places the organism in Eukaryota, Metazoa, Arthropoda, Insecta, Diptera, Glossinidae.